AUGAGGGAAGUCAACUUCAGCAUACCCAACGUCAACAAGGCGUCCGUGGGCAUCACCACGGCUUUGUAUGACCGACGAGCGCUCGACUGCACCUCGACCCUCCCGUUGAUCAACUCGCUAAACCAUCUCGCCUAUCUGACCACGUCAUCGGCCCGUAUCCGAGACAUUCUCACCAUCGAUGGUGGUAUCGAAAGACUAGUCUGCAUCCUGAAGGAGGGUCGCAGCAAGGAUAUGAUGGACAUGUGGAAGUGGAAUCUAGCCUUCCAGUGCGUGGUCAACAUAGGUGUAAGAGGCACAGAGAAUGUCCGAACCCGCGUUGUUGAGGCCGACAUGGUCCCCGUCAUCGCUACCAUCCUCGACAACUACAUCAAAGUCAUCGAAAGGGUCCGCGAGAAGGCCGAAGAAGCAAAGCACAAAUCGGAUCCCCAUAACCGGCACAGGAUUAGUGGCAGCAGCCGGGUGCACAAAGCCGCAAGCUUCUCCUCUAGGCCCACCAACGUAGACGUUGACCAACGCGCUUUCCGUCGUCAGGCUGCCCCUCAGCCUAUUGAUGUUUCAGUUGCCUUGGCUGGUCCUUCGACGGAAGCCGCUGCGCCGGAUACUGAGACAACUCCGACCGCUUCCCGCUUCUCCGGUCAAAUCCUUGGUGAAAGGACUCCUUUCUCUGCACACCGCUCACAUCACCAUCACCAUGGUGUUAGAACACAGGAAUCACAAUCGGCUGUGCCCUCGCCUACUCGUCAUGAAAUUCAGCCGCCUACAUCGGCCGGGCCAUCAUCUGUUGAGAACGUCGAUGGCUUUUCCAGAGCCGUGCGGGAAGCCGAUCGCCUACGGAACAUGGCGCCAUUUGCUCACGCAAACCUUACAUCUCAGCCUGCCUCGCCAACAACUCCUUUGCCGACUAACGUCCGGCCCCCUUCGAUCCUGGCCCCCAAUGGCCGCUCUCGCCGUCGACCUUCAAUUCGUCAUCAACAUUCCACCGCUGCCGAGACAGACGAUAUGAACACCGAUAGCGUAGCAUCCGAUGAGACUCAGGAUGCUGAGAUGUCAGGAACCGCAGACGUACAAAACGAGGUUGGAAUUCAGCAGGUUGCGGUCGAAGAUGGUGAUGGUAUAAUGACUGGUGCUGCUCUUGACCUGGCCACCCCGCCGGCUUCGGAGGCUCAGGAAGCUGGAACCUUUAACAUCACCCACCAAGGUGCCGUGGACGCCAGCAUGGAAAACACCACAACACCAACUCAAGUAACCAACCUUGGUCUGUCUCCAAAUAGGCCGACCAUUGCGAACACCGCACAACCGUCCAUGCCCAAUUCAAGUGUCCCGCGUUACCUGCUGGAUCGCCAUGUAACUCCGAACCCGCAGAUGCUCGCUGCCAUGCCCAGGGAGGAGGACGUGUUGAUGUCGUUGCAGCUGUUGGCCUACGUAUCAAAGUAUUGCAAUCUUCGCAAGUACUUCCAAAAGUGCCACCUUGUUCCCAAGCUCAAGAUUGGCAAGGAGAUCAAACUUCUCGACGGCAUUGAUCCCGCCGAGCUGGAGGCGGAAUUGGAGGCAGAAGAAGAGUGCGAAGAGGAAUACCUCCUCCCCAAUGAUCAAAACAUCUUCCCCCUCGUGGAGAAGUUCACAGUCCGGUACCACAGCACAGACAUGCAAUACUGGGCCGGGGUGGUUAUGAGAAACCUGUGCCGAAAGGACGAUACCCGGGGAGGCAUCCGACAAUGCGCUUACUACCAGUGCGGAAAAUGGGAAGAGUACACAAGGCAAUUUGCGAAGUGCCGCCGUUGCCGUCGUACCAAAUACUGCAGUAAGGAAUGCCAGAAGAGUGCAUGGGCUUUCCACCGCCAUUGGUGCAUUGCCGCCACGCCAUGA
Messenger RNA from Neurospora tetraspora, 1866 nucleotides. RefSeq lists its product as uncharacterized. Lineage: Eukaryota; Fungi; Ascomycota; Sordariomycetes; Sordariales; Sordariaceae. The transcript has a single exon. Gene Ontology annotation, cellular component: MUB1-RAD6-UBR2 ubiquitin ligase complex. The record is from RefSeq and is a predicted model, not a curated record. The coding region runs from base 1 to 1866 and encodes 621 amino acids. Gene Ontology annotation, biological process: ubiquitin-dependent protein catabolic process; establishment or maintenance of cell polarity.